UUAUUUGCUAAACCAGUCCUUUUCCUUAACUUGAGAUGGAAGUAACCUUAUUAUUGUCGGCGGUUACCAGUAUUCACCGGAGCAGCAAAAAAUUUUGAAAUGGUGAAACCAGAACCGGUACUGGGCAAAGCCGAUGAAACAUUCGUUUAGGACCUCCAAAAUUUUUGAAAAAAAAUACAUAUACAUAGGUCUCAAAUUUUUUUAAAAAGCUUCCAAAUUUUCUUAAAUUUUUUUUUUCAAUAAAAUUAUUAUAAAAAUCGUCUAAGGCUCUCCAAAAUCUCAGGGCCGACCCUGGGUGAAACCGAUUCGAAUCUUAGAGAAAUGAGAUACACUUGUCAUCAUCUCCAAAUAGAGGAGGACGAUGAUCGGAGCUCCGGCUAUCAACCGGUAAAGCCAAAGUCUGACCCGUCGAUGUUCCCAUUUUGUCCUUUUAAAGUAAAAGUUAAAAUUACAUUUUACCGUUAUAAGAUUUUUUUCUUUUUAGUUUAUAUAGCCGCGACUGCUAGCUAGUACCGAAACCCUAAAGCUAUAGCGGCGAUUUCACAGGCGACAUCAAGCUCCACCGACGCAAACUCUUUUUCUAGGUACACUUCUCUUCUUCUCCAAAGCUUCAAACAUCAUGGAAGGGAAGGGAACUUGCAGAGACUUACUUGAAUUGGAACACAAGAAUCCAUCAUCUUCUUCCUCUGCUACCGAUUCAGCACUUUUGAUCCGUAAGGAGACCAAGAAGAAGAGGGAGGAGGCUCGUCCAUCGAAGCCAACGAUAGCUCCAGUUCCCAAAAGCGAGUUUCUCGACAAAGUCAAAGGCUUUCUGGGGGUCAUGGCGGAAGCUAACAAAAAGUUGGAGCAAGAAACAGAGGAAGGAAACUCUGAGGCUUUUGAUAUCGAAGCACUUACGGGGAACGAAUCUCAGGUUAUUGAGAUGGAUUUGAUGCUCGGUGUCGCUGAUCUCAACACGCCUGAAGCAGUCAGUGCGGCUGAAGCGGCUAUUGCCGGUAAUGGUGUGGCUAAUGGAAGUGGAGGAGAUUCAAGCAGCGAUGAGAGUGAUGGUGAUGAUGAUGAAAAGAUGAGCUCUUUGGGUGAAGAAAGUAGCAGAAAAGGAACCAAGAUAAUGGAGCUCUCUUGAGAUAAUAUUUUCUCUUUUCAAGUUUUAUACUUUAUAUGUUACACUUACCUAAUGUUAUCAUUGAGAUUCAUCGUUGUGUUUUGUCGAAAAAGAACACUUGGCAAUUAUGAUUAGUUAUAACCGUG
Brassica rapa (field mustard) is the source of this 1251-nucleotide messenger RNA. RefSeq lists its product as uncharacterized. Lineage: Eukaryota; Viridiplantae; Streptophyta; Magnoliopsida; Brassicales; Brassicaceae. Gene Ontology annotation, biological process: box C/D snoRNP assembly. The record is from RefSeq and is a predicted model, not a curated record. Gene Ontology annotation, molecular function: box C/D methylation guide snoRNP complex binding.